AUGCCAUUUACUACCAACGAUGUUGCGGCCAGAGAUACACGUACCAUAUCGGAGUUUGGAACUUGGUUCCUUGAAGAAGACUUCGAUGUUGGGGCCCUAGAUUUCUCAAUUACAUCUACAAUUUCAGAAUGGGCACAGGUCUCGAACGUCUUCCCUACGAAUGAACUGGCAGUUGGGGACCAAGACAUAUAUACACCCUUGCAAAGUUCUCCUCCUGAUGUGAACUCGGCAAAUCCCAACGACGACACAGUGCGAAGGAAAUGGUUCACUCGCAUGUCUCCCCCAAGAGAGCAUCAUUCAAGUCGAGACUUUCCUACAUCAGGACCAACAUGGACAAGCCAUACAAAUACAAAUGAGUCGUAUCGAGCCGGCCUGUCUCAAAAGCUCCGGCCACGAAUGGAAGAUGAGGCGUUGCCAACAUCAGAGCAGCUUAAUCUCUUCGCUAAGCUCUAUUUCCAUCGUUUCCAUCCUCUACUCCCAGUUAUUCAUACUCCUUCGUUUAGGCCAACCGCUGAAAACGCACUAUUAUUCUUGUCAAUAUGCUCCAUUGGCAGCUUGUUCGUUGGGUCAUCUCGUGCCUUGGCUCAGGGGGCUAGAAUAUUUGAACGGCUCAAUAAGGCAAUAUUGGCUUCUUGGGAAUCUUUCAUAUCGCGAAGUCACCCAGACGCAUUCUCCAUGGUCCAAGCCGCGAUUUUAGGCCAGACCUACGCCAUCUUAGCAGGAGAGCCUAAGUAUCUUGUUUUAGCAGACGUGCUUCACGGAACGGUAGUUGCGUGGGCACGUGAAGCAAAUAGAUUAGGAGCUCUUCGCCAUUGCACUGGUAAUCUUCUCGAUGAGAACGAUAUGGAUAGCAGCUGGCAUCGAUGGAUUGAAUGUGAGCAACGAGCUCGGGUGCAAGUAGCACUGCACAUUCAUGACGCUGAGCUCGCAAAUUUAUUACACCACCAACCGAUUCGCAAUCACCGAUUUCGUCAAUUUCCUCAACUGGCAUCAGAUGCUUUAUUUUCAGCCCCUACGGCUUCGAAAUGGGCAACUCUCUAUCGUCAAUCGCUACAGUCCCAACUUGAUGACCCCGUAUACCCCUUGGUACAGCGUUCCCUGGACUCCUUCCCCAUUACUGGCCGACAUUCUCGCUUUACAGCAUACGGUCUUCUCGAGAGCAUUAAUGCCCGCCUCGUCGAUGCCAAACAAUCCGAAGAAUUUGAUCAUCUAGUUUGCCAAGGAAUUUCAGACCUGCUGAUCAAAUGGUGGAAGACCUACUACACACAGACUCAAGAUCUCUUUUGCCUUCCAGUCCUCUGGCACUCGAUUUUCAUAUCCCUUUAUGCCGAUCUAGAUCUUCUAGAGCAAUCAAUCGGCCGAGAUGGACAUAAUCCAGUCUUCGAAGCAUCAACGCCAGUACGAGAAUGGGCCAGCUCCCUGAAUGCAAGUCGCUGUCUGGUUCACGCAUCCCUGAUUACACAUCAUCUCGAGCGUAUGAGUAUCUCCUCCGAGCCUGCAAUUCAUGUUCCGCGGGCAUUAUUUUCCGCGGCGCUGACCUAUCUAUGUGUUGCCCACCACGCACCAAAACACAUUAUUUGUGCCCAGGCAUUCGCCUCGCCGGAGAUUGAGCUCUUAGGUGAGAAUGCUUCUCGGGCACAUUGCUUUCCUGAAUAUACGCAUAAUUCAGAGGGAUCUGUCAUUGCGGACUUCGAUCAUUUAUAUAGGUUAAUUGAUUUGCUUCAGCGGGGUGGGCGUUGGGGAAUCUCCCAGGCAUUUGCUGGUGUGAUUUCUGCGGCAUUAGAGGAGAAGGGGAGAACUUUGGGAUGA
Messenger RNA from Penicillium waksmanii, 1809 nucleotides. RefSeq names its product fungal specific transcription factor domain-containing protein. Gene Ontology annotation, biological process: regulation of transcription by RNA polymerase II; DNA-templated transcription. The transcript has a single exon. The record is from RefSeq and is a predicted model, not a curated record. Bases 1 to 1809 code for a protein of 602 amino acids. Gene Ontology annotation, cellular component: chromatin. NCBI's taxonomy places the organism in Eukaryota, Fungi, Ascomycota, Eurotiomycetes, Eurotiales, Aspergillaceae. Gene Ontology annotation, molecular function: DNA-binding transcription factor activity, RNA polymerase II-specific; RNA polymerase II cis-regulatory region sequence-specific DNA binding; zinc ion binding.